AUGUCAGUCGUUGAGGAAAAGACGCCCACUGUGGCCGAUGAGUCGCAUCCUCCCAGCACGCCCAAGUCGGAGGACUAUGCACCCAUCGACCCCGCGGCGGAGAAGAAGUUGCUGAUGAAGCUGGAUCUAUGCAUCUACCCAACCCUGUUCAUCAUCUACAUGAUGUCCUUCCUCGACCGGAUCAACAUCAGCAAUGCCAGGAUCCAGGGGCUGCCACAAGAGAUUGACCUCUCGGGCAACCGUUUCAACAUUGCUCUCUUUGUGUACUUCAUCCCCUACAUCCUGCUCGAGGUGCCAUCCAAUAUCCUCAUCCGCAAGGUCCGCCCGUCCUUCUACCUCUCUGGGCUGAUGUUCUGCUGGGGGAUCAUCAACAUGUGCAUGGGCUUUAUUCACUCGUAUGGAUCUCUUGUUGCCCUGCGAUUCCUCCUUGGUGCCUUUGAGGCUGGAGUCCUGCCCGGCAUCAUCUACGUGACGUCCAUGUACUAUAAGCGCCACGAAUUCCAGAAACGCAUGUCCUUCUUCUUCACAAGCACCCUCAUCGGAGGUGCCUUUGGAGGACUGCUGGCCUACGGCAUUGCUCGUCUCGGUGGCGACAAGGGCAUGUCUGCUUGGCGAUGGAUCUUUAUCAUCGAGGGUGCCAUCACCGCCUUCCUCUCCAUCAUUGCCGUCUUCCUCAUCGCAGACUGGCCCGAGCAGGCUCGUUUCCUCACUGCUGAGGAGAAGACUCUCGUCCAGCGCCGCCUCGCUGCUGACACUGGUGACUCUUGCCGCAUGGACACGCUCAACAAGUUCGCCACCGAGAGGAUCCUGAAGGACUGGAAGAUCUGGCUCGGUGCCUUCAUGUACAUGGGCAUUGGUACUACAGGCUACGCUGGCGUCUUCUUCAUGCCCACCAUUCUGCUCGAGUUUGGCUGGAAGGCUGAGGAGGCCCAGGUCCAAACCAUCCCUGUCUAUGUGCUCUCGGCCGGCGUCAUGCUCCUCUCCGCCUGGGGAUCUGAUCGUCUCAAGCACCGCUAUGGCUUCGUCUUGACGGGUGCUUGCAUCGCAACCAUCGGCUACGCCAUGCUUCUCGAGCAGGGCGGCAAGUCUCGCGACUACAAGUUUGCCGCCGUCUUCCUCAUCAACGCCGGCGGCUACAUCGCCACGCCCAUCUGCCUCGCCUGGCUGCAAAACAACCUCUCCGGCCACUGGAAGCGCUCCUUUGGCUCCGCCCUCCAGGUCACCCUCGGCAACGUCGCCGGCAUCAUCGGCGCAAACAUCUUCCUCGUCAAGGAGUCCCCCACCUACAAGACAGGCUACGGCACCGCCCUCGGAAUGAUGUGGAUGGGCACCCUCGCCGCCACCCUCAUGUUUGGCUUCAUGUGGCGCGAGAACAGGAAGCGCGAUGCCGGUGACCGCGAUGACAGGCUCAGUCUGCCAGAGGAAGACUUGAGGAACAUGGGUGACUGGCAUCCGAGCUUUAGGUUUACCCUGUAA
Messenger RNA from Fusarium keratoplasticum, 1476 nucleotides. Its product is annotated as MFS domain-containing protein. Gene Ontology annotation, cellular component: membrane. The transcript has 2 exons. The coding region runs from base 1 to 1476 and encodes 491 amino acids. Gene Ontology annotation, molecular function: transmembrane transporter activity. Gene Ontology annotation, biological process: transmembrane transport. The record is from RefSeq and is a predicted model, not a curated record. Lineage: Eukaryota; Fungi; Ascomycota; Sordariomycetes; Hypocreales; Nectriaceae.